Molecule: messenger RNA, 4157 nt
Organism: Triplophysa dalaica
Lineage: Eukaryota; Metazoa; Chordata; Actinopteri; Cypriniformes; Nemacheilidae
Gene: mgat5b
Product: alpha-1,6-mannosylglycoprotein 6-beta-N-acetylglucosaminyltransferase B
Exons: 17
Coding region: 495-2870 (791 amino acids)
Biological process (GO): protein N-linked glycosylation
Cellular component (GO): Golgi apparatus
Molecular function (GO): alpha-1,6-mannosylglycoprotein 6-beta-N-acetylglucosaminyltransferase activity
Source: RefSeq, a predicted model, not a curated record
UUCCCGUUACACUGAGAAACCGAAACAAUGUCUUUCUCAAAGAAGAUACAGGUGAUGGCUCAUAUAAAACAGCAAACUCCACGUAUGCCUUUGAAAUGAUCCGGUCUCGUGGUGACGCUGGGUUUGGUUCAGUUAAUGCGCAGUGAGUUCUGGAGGGACGCGCGCGUUCAUUCCCCUCAGGAGCUUCUGCUGGACUCAUUCAUACUUCCCUCAUUAUUUUCCGACAUGGACUGUUGUCUUUGUCGAUUGACUUCUGGCGCUGUUUGGAAACUGUAAUGAACAAGAGUUAACGUGACCAACAACAUGACCUCGUGAUUACUUUCCCCAGACAUCUUUGGACUUACGGUGCAUCGCGUUUUUCGGCAACUUCAUCGAAGAGAUUUCACGAAAAGGAGCGUGUUUGACUGCAAACUCACAACGGAGACAGGAUAAAGCAACAUGAUGAACACAAGGGAUGCAUUGUGUAGUUUGCAUGUGGUCGUACAGUGGGGAAAAUGAUUGCUGUUAAUACCGAGUGUAUAACUAUGGGGAGAAGAUGCCUUCUGACGUUCAAACCUUUCAGGAUUUUUGUGGCAGGCAUCGGCUUCUUCAGUCUGUGCUUCUUAAUGACCUCUCUGGGGGGCCAGUUCUCGGCCAAGCGGUUGGGCGAUUCCCCAUUCAGCAUCCGAACCGAAGUGUUGGGCGGUCUGGAGUCUCGUGGUGUCCUGCGAAAGAUCAGCGAUAUGUUGGAGAUCAUCAUGAAAAGGAUCGACACCCUAUCAAAGCUGAGCAACAACAGCGAGUCUCAGAGACUGGAGGAGUUGAGCUCUGCUCUCCACAGGUUCCAGCCGGUAGGUCUGGUGGAGCGGAUCCAGGCCAUCGCCCAGAAUGUGUCAGACAUGGCUGUACGAAUGGAGCAGAUUCUGAAGAGGAUAAAUAUGCCAAGCAGAGGCCAAGAUGGAGUUACGGGCCAGUGCGAGGUCCCCAAGGAUCCCGCGUACCCGGAUUGUGCCAGCAAAGUGGAUUGGAUGAGAUCCAGGUGGACGUCGGACCCUUGCUAUGCCUUUUAUGGAGUGGACGGCUCUGACUGCUCUUUCCUCAUCUACCUUAGCGAGGUCGAGUGGUUCUGCCCCCCCCUGGCCGGGAAGAACCACAGUUCCCAUCCAACUAUCAGCACCCCACCAAAGAGACAGGCAUUUCUCCGCUUUGAUCUGGCUGCGCUGUUGGAGCGGGUCGGCUCAGGGAAGGAAUCUUUAAGCUUUAUGAGGAGGCGUAUGCGCAGAUUGGCCGUGCAAUGGGCCGCAGCCGCACGCAGACUUGAUGAGCGCCUGCGCAGUCAGUACAGAGAGCAGAAGAGGAUCUUGAUACAUGUGGGCUUUCUAACAGAGGAAUCUGGCGAUGUUUUCAGUCCAAAGGUGUUGAAAGGGGGGCCACUUGGAGAGAUGGUUCAGUGGGCUGACAUCCUCACCACCCUUCAUGUGCUGGGUCAUAACCUCAAGAUCUCACUCUCAGUUAAAGAGCUCCAAGGGGCCCUUGGUGUGCCUCCGGGUAGAGGAAGUUGCCCUCUGAUUGGUCCAUUGCCCUUUGACCUCAUCUACACAGACUACCACGGACUGCAGCAGAUGAAACAGCACAUGGGCCUGUCAUUCAGACAGCACAGGUGUCACAUUCGUGUGAUCGACACCUUCGGGACAGAGCCAGCGUACAAUCACGAGGAGUACGCCACACUGCACGGCUACAGGACCAACUGGGGCUACUGGAACCUGAACUGCAAGCAGUACAUGACCAUGUUCCCACACACUCCUGACAAUUCCUUCAUGGGUUUCGUGACUGAGGAACUAAAUGAGACGGAGAGACUCAACAUACAGAGGGACAAAGCCAACAACAUAGCAGUGGUUUAUGGCAAAGAAGCCAGCAUGUGGAAGGGUAUGGAGAAGUUGCUGACGAUCUUGCAUCGGUACAUGGACAUCCACGGUACAGUCUACUAUGAGGCGCAGCGCCCACCAGAGGUGCCUGCAUUCGUGAGAAACCACGGAUUGCUGCCUCAGCAGGAACUACAGCAGCUUCUGAGGAAAGCAAAGCUCUUUAUGGGACUCGGCUUUCCCUACGAAGGCCCCGCCCCUUUAGAGGCCAUAGCCAAUGGCUGCGUUUUCCUGCAGCCGAAGUUCAAUCCUGCUCGCAGCUCCCUAAACCACGAGUUCUUCAGAGGAAAGCCCACUUCCAGAGAAGUAUCUUCUCAGCAUCCUUAUGCUGAACAUUACAUCGGCAAACCCCACGUCAUAGCCGCAGACUUCAACAACUCCGAGGAGUUUGAGGCAGCCGUUCGAGAAAUCCUCAAUGUCAAGGUGGAGCCCUUGAUACCCUUUGAGUACACUUGUGAAGGGAUGCUGGAAAGAGUGAACGCUUACAUUCAGCAUCAGGGUUUUUGUCAACAAAGUCGUCCAUUUCCUGCGGUCAAUGAGUCCAGAUCAUGGCCAGGGAAUCCACCCAGCCCUUUCGUCCAGCCGUCAAACUCCACAGCUCUGAUCUGGGCUCCCAACAUCUCUGCUCCGGCCUGCUGGCCCCCCCUCAGAGCCCUCCGGCUCUUCCUGUCUCCAGAGGACUCGUCCUGUGUGAAAACCUGCCAGGAGGCCGGUUUCAUCUGCGAGCCAGCUUUCUUUCCUUUCAUCAACAAUAUGGAAGCCUUCAGCGGGCUCGACGCUCGCUGCGAGUCGCUGGAAGCGGAGAAGAACCACGUGUUUCCAGCGGUACAGGUGGAAAGGAGAGAAUGUUUUGUGCAGAAGGACCCGCUGCUGUUCAGCUGCGCCGGGUUCAGUUCCAAACACCAGCGCCUUUGCCCCUGCAGAGACUACCUCCAGGGCCAGGUGGCGCUGUGCAGAGACUGCCUUUGAGACGUCUGCGGUUAACCGAGGCCGGUCCUGGAUUGUAAAACAUGCAAGUUUUCCCAGAAUCACCAGGUUAAUGGGAACUCCUCGGUCGGGGCUGUUGGUUCAAGCAUGAAGCGCCCAGAGAAUUGUUUCUAUUUGCACUUUGAUCCAAAGCGAAAUUUAGCCUCCGGAGUUCAGAUUAACGUUUCCAAAGAAAGAUGGCACCACGAUGUCUUGGCUGGCGGUGGCUUUAGGGUUGAGUGGUGUGUGAAAGUGGUUCAGGUGGAAAAUAAAUGCAAAUUGCAGUUGUGAGGGCGCAGCUCCUUUGUGAUUCAGGUCAGACUCUAGAAGCUAUAGUUUUAGGAAUGCGUCGGAAUUGCACAUGUGUUUUGAAGUCAACAUGAAAUGGCAUUCGCAACCAAUUUACUUCCGUAUUGUGCCGUAUGUCCAAAUAAAAUGGGUUGUUCGAUUUAAUUUGAGUGUAGAAAAUGAGCAACGUACUAAAACAGACCAAGAUUUGAAUGUGUUUGCAGUAUUCCUCUCAAGAAACGAAGCAUGCACCAGAUUUUGAGGAGACGUUCAUCCUCUAAAUCAUCUUUAUUCCAAAACCUUUUCAGUACUGUUCUUUGUUUUAACUGCUGUAACCUUUCUUAGAUUUAAAUUACGCAGGCAUUAGCACUUCAUCACAACAUAAAAACGAUAAUCUCAAGCCCUCCAUAGAUAGCUCUUCGGCUGUUUGUUAGCACUAAAGCCCCGUUUAGACCGCCAUUGACACCCAACACGAGGCAAUGUCAUUCAUUUCAAUUGUAGCCUAACGACAGUGAGCGUUUGCGACAUGAAGCUGGCGUGUCUGGCAACUCGACAAAGUUGAGAUUUGCUCCACUUUAUGCAAAUUAUGAAAGACUAUUGGUAGCAACUACCAAUAGCAGCGGAGCUCAAGUCAUCCGUCUCUCACCUGUUACUGCAGAGUUUGCUUACAAAUGUUUCUAGGAACGCUUUCUAACAACCUCGUAGCGAGAGACUACGCUCUGAUCGCCUCAUAAAUAGCGGCCUGUGCAGCUUAGAAAACAUCAGCCGAAAAACUGAAACUUGUUUCUGAAGUAAAUGGGAUCAAUUCUGAUUCCAUGUUGACUUGAAGUUUGUGUGGAAAAUAGAAUAGAUUUCUACUUUCAAAAUAAAGUGGAAACGAAUGGAUGUGAAUGAUGUACAAAAAGCCAUUGCAUUUACCUAUUUCAUAAACCGGAUUGUUUGUACAAAAUAAAAUUUACUUUUAAAAUCUUCGCGUUGCAUUUUCGCUUCUGCCUUUAGAAU